This is a messenger RNA of Salpingoeca rosetta, 7588 nucleotides long. RefSeq lists its product as uncharacterized. NCBI's taxonomy places the organism in Eukaryota, Choanoflagellata, Craspedida, Salpingoecidae. The transcript is spliced from 20 exons. Bases 127 to 7233 code for a protein of 2368 amino acids. The record is from RefSeq and is a predicted model, not a curated record. Gene Ontology annotation, molecular function: calcium ion binding.
ACUUUUGCACUGCCAGAGUGCCACUCAGCAACGUCCUAACGACGACGCGAGCGAACAAGCAGUCCUGCACACAGACAGUCCAAGCUGAAAGGGUGGUGGUGUGUCCUUGUGUCAGCGUUAAGGCACAUGAGUAUGGCACGCCGCUUCGUCGCUGCCGCGGCGGUAGUGCUGGUGCUCAUGCACACAGCGGCACCGGCGCGGGGGAUCCUCCCGCCACCGUGGGCUGGAUGGUUCAGCAAACCUCUGGACAGAUUCGCGAUGCAUUGUCCAAAGGGUGCAUCUCUUUCGAUGUUGCGCAGUCAAUAUGACCCUGACUACCACCCUGAUGGAAUCCCAUUGUGGGUGCCAAACCUUGUCAAGGCUCGCCGAUGGGACUUCUGGUGUACAUGGGUGUCCACAGGCUCCACCCACUACACCAGGUUUCCCGCCGAUCUCCUCACCAUCAUCGACAGAUGGGAUUGGAUGUACUACGCAUAUGGCUACCCUUCUAUCCAAUGGUCCGACAUCCUUGCAGGGGAGGGAAACACAAUCUUCGCUUGCCCAGAUAAUCAAUACGUGGCUGGUGUGAAGAGGUUGUUUGAUGACGCCGAAGUGGCCAAUUCAAUCGACCCCAACGUGUACAGUACGCCCGUAAGGAGAUACUGGCAGCUGCUGUGCGAACCCAUCGAAAACGCCAAGCUCACCGAUUGUCGAAGCGACAUUGUGUUCGCGAAUGACUACGAGGAAGAGCUCCUUUACGCUUUCACCGAAAGGGUGCUGACAGGGUGGCGCAGUGAAUAUGACGCCGACUUGCUGGAUUCAAAAUUCAAGUUUAUCACCUGCAAGGUCGAGUGUGACAGGGACUCUGGCUUCAAACCAAUGAACGAGCGCGAGUGCGAGUACGUCACGUGUCCGUACAUCACCCUGGAACACGGGAGCCACACCGGCUAUCAGGGUGGUGCUAUCGGUGUCGACUUCACAUACGAAUCCUGCGACGAGGGCUACGAGCUGUCAACCACCGGCGACAAGACGCGCACGUGCGGGUGGCUUGGCGACGAGCUCGUGUGGUCCGGCACCCCAAAGACAUGCGACGACAUUGACGAGUGUGCCACUGGCGCCCACAACUGCGAUGGGCCAUCAGCCAUCUGCAUCAACACGCCAGGCAGCUUUUCGUGCUCGUGCAUCUACGGCACUUUGGUGGAUGGACAGUGUGUCGUCCCCGCCCCAUCCGUGAGCAUGAGUGUUGGCGUGGCAUCCCUGUCCUUUACCCUCUCUGGCCAAUGGACAACCGAGUUUCCAAACUAUCAGGUGUCUAUUGGUCGCUGGGCAUACGAUCUGUCCGCGCACACAGACAUCAACGGGUACCCGCAAGUUGUGUCCAAACCCUUUACCUCCCACGCCGUAUCGAACCUGGCCCACGGAACUCGCUACAGGGUCACCCUGACGCCGCUUGAUGAGUAUGAUCAGCCACAGCCACACUUUGAGCACGUUGCGUACCACACCGGCACGACAGAUCCGCAGACACCGUGCGGCUGCCAAGGCCUCUCUGAUGCGCCUGUGGACUUCAAUAUGGAGCAGUUCAACGGGCACAUCACGUUUGAGUGGAGGGACCGCAGCAUGUGCGAGUCGGCCUUCACCUUCACCCGCAACGGCGUUGGCCUUGCCUCGCGUUUCGAAAGCACGGCCGAGGACCUUUGCGAUGCGGCGUACAAGCCCCUCUCUCUCUUUGACGACCUCACCAUCCAAUCAUCCGGCAGCUUCGCUGAGCUCGACUCCUCCAUCAACUACAAGCUUCCCGAAGGGUCCUUCUAUCUCCGGCUGAGCACGGCGGUGGACGAGGGCGACAUGCGCCUCAUGUAUCCUCACGAGCUGCAACGCCAGAAAACGCACUUUGCGUCCACCAGCACGACCACGACUGCUGCGCCGCUAGGAGUGCCCAAGGACGAGCACCGCUACUACCCCGGCACAUCCUCACCGGUUGCAUCCGUGACGGAGUGCAAGGACCUGUGCGACAUCCGCUCCUCCUGGUGUAUCGCCUUUGUUGUGCAGACCAAGACGGACGACACGCUUGUGUGCCACCAGCUGCGUGUUGUGCAGACGGCUGCCCUGAAAAGCGGCGAGAAGAAGGCCGUAUCGUACGAGCGCGUCACCGUGUCCGGCACGGGCGUGUCCGGCUCCUACAUCUUCGACGGCACGCAGGACGACUGCGAGCAGGCGUGUAUUGACUCUGGCUCGUGUGUCCUGACCAUGGUGGAUGAGGGCGUGUGUGGGGUCAUCAACAGCGCCGUGACAACGGGAACGCCGGCCACCGCCACCCACGCCAGUUUCCAGCCCGACUUCAGCCGCUUCAUCCCCGGCCCAGAGGCAGGCAGCACGCAGAGGUACUGCGUUGCCGCCACCAACCCCACCUGGUACACGGAGGGCGGGUACAGCUCCCAGCUCGCGUGCAAGGACUUUGAGGUGAUGUGGGAGAGCUACCUCGAGGGCCAGGUCACCAUCGACUCGAAGGAGAUCCACCUCCCUGUUGAGCACGUGGAGAUUGAGUACGAGAUUGGGCCCAUCCGUGGCCGCCGCGUCACCAACGAGGACGGCAAGUUCUUCAUCCACAUCCUCUCGGACCAGCUGCGCGGCAACCGCAACCGCAUGACGCUCCGCUUCUCCAAGACCACGGGCAACAUCAGGCACACGUUUUCCUGCGGCGGCAUUGCAUGCACAGAGACCACGCUCAUCAUGGAGCACCUGCGCUUCGACCACCACGCGAGUGUCAGUGACACGACCUCCCUCCCCUUCAGUGGUAUCGUCUCAAUUGGUGGUACGGAGCACGAGGGCCUUCCUGACGGCUGCCCGCUCAAGGACGUCGAGGUGUGCCUGUACGACAUCAACCAGGCCAACACCCUCAUCAACUGCGAUGUGACGGACUCCAAGGGGCGCUACCUCAUCCGCGCCGUCAUGGGCACAUCUGUCACCGUCGGCCUCACCUAUGGCAACUCGUCCCACACCUAUGAGCGCGCGCCAUACGCCAGGGACGCUGCCAACGCCCCCUCAGGCCUGCAUCAGGUCAUUGACGCGACAAACACCAUGGUGCGUACACCGUACUACGAUGUGACGGACGGCAAGUUCUGGGAGAACAUCAACUUUAAGGACACGACCACUGACAAAGGUACCAUCGACAUUGCUGGUGGGCUGUGCAACCUCAACCUCGGCGAUGCGGUGAUGGAGUUCCGGUAUGACGCGUGCCCAACGUGGGUGAAGACACACACCGUCUCCGACCGCCUGUCUGAGUGGACGCUGCCAGCGCAGAUCAUCACGGUGCGCUUCAAGGAGAUAACGCGCAACUACGAGGUGCGCGGCGAGAUAACGCGCUACUUCUCGGCCAAGCUGGGCAACUCGCGGUCGCUGUACUUGGACCUGCGCAACCCGCAGGAGGACGACGAGGACAAGAAGACGGUGCGGUUCGAGUACCACCCGCCACCGCAGCUGAGCGUUGAGUUUGACAAGGAGGUGAAGCACAACUGUAACAGCACAGAGGGCGAUCGCCCCUUGCACGUUGUGAAGCAGAACGUGGAGCUGAAGGCGACUGUGAAGGUCAUUGAGGACUAUGGCGAAGGCGUGGGCACGUGCGAUGCGGUGCCGGGCCAGAUUGAGGUUGAGAACCAGUUGGGCGAGUCGCCGGCCAUCGUGGACGUGCUCAACGCAACCACUCCGCUCUCUGACGACCAGCUGAACAAGCUCAAGCGCUGCUACGACACAUGCAUCAGGGACGUGAAGAUGGACGAGGAGCUUGAGGAUGGCGAGACGGUGUACUCCAACACGCGCAUCGAGCUGAGCAUCAUGACGGGUGAGCCGGAGACCAACCCACAGGCCAUCGACCCCGAGAACCCGCACUCCAAGCUCUUCCGCGUCACCAUGCACAACCUGCCGCACAAUCCCGUCAGCGUGUACGAGAAGGUGGUGGUGAUUGGUGACAAGGUCAUCUCCAAGUACUUCAGCGUGCCCUUCCCGCGCUACCGACCGCUUGCGGUGGUGCAAGAUCCGCCCGGUGGCCUCUCCACCGUCACGUACUCCAAGGCGUACGCCAACUUCUAUGUCGACACGUACACGCACGAGGUGUACAACGGGUUCUACACCUCGCUUGGCGUUGCGCCUGUCAAGGCCGGGGCAGAGACGCAAACCUGCGGCGGAUUUGGUGCGAUGCUGUGUGUCAAGUCAUCGGACGUCGACACCACGCCCGUGUUUAUCCGGACAGACUUGGCGAUGGACUGGGCAAGCGCCGAUCCUGAAGACAACUACAUGACGGGGCAGACGAUGGCGUUUGAGAUUUCGCUGACGACCUCUGACGAUGUGAUGACGGCUGGCGAGAAGUCGGACAUGUUCCUCGUGCCCGCACUCAACGUGGUGUGGCUCGAGACGGAGGAGGUCUCGUUCGACGUGGAGCAGUGCCAGGCAUCCAAGCAGACCAAGGUCAAGUGGAGCCUCGAGGGCCAGGACAACACGGAGGUGCUGAGCUGGGUGUCUGCGUUUGAGAUUGAGAACAAGGAGAUCCCAGACCUUCGCAAGCUGCUCGCUCUCGCCGAACAGCCGCCAGGCGAUGACGACGACGAGACGGAGGAGGAUAGAGAGGAGAAGGCUGCUGAGCUGCGGCGGGCGAUCAAGGCGUGGGAGGACAACUUGGCGCGCAACAAGGAAGUGCGGCAGCAGGCGGCAGACGGAACGCUCGAGUCCGUGCAGGCCCUCAUGUCCAACACGUUCUUCAACGAGUACCACUGCACGCCUGAAAUACCGGAUAUGUCGCAGCAUCCUUGGACUGACAGGAGAUCUGCGGAGGAACUGAAGAGGGCAGCGUCAAAGGAGGAGCGGUGCAACUUUCUCGGCACUUCGCACAUUGAAAACGACGUCGGCUUGGGCGCAGCGCUUGCCCCACACGACCUGAUUGACAACGCACGCGACGUGGACGGCCAGGCUGCCUCGGAUGCGGACAAGACGCAACUUCGCAGCAUCAACGCAAUCAAGUUCUCUGGUGGCGGCUCCACGUACACGUUUGGGGUGGACAUCUCCAAGUCCACGAGCGUUGUAGCCGGCGACACCAACACGGUGGAAGCGACGCUUGGCGUGGAGACCAGCUUUGAGUUCAAGGUGUUUGGCAUCGGCGCAAGCUUUGAAGGCGCGCUUGGGUACCACCACGAUCAAACGAAUGACGAGGAACACGAGGCAGGCGUGGAUACUGAAACCCACAUCGAAGUCACCCUUGGUGACCCGGACCCCUUUGACGUGUUUGAUGUCAAAAUGUAUCUGCACCCCGACUACGGCACGCUCGUGUUCCACACCACCUCUGGCCAGUCCUCCUGUCCACACGAGCCCAACACCGUGCAGCUUGAGCAGCCUGGCGUGAGCAUCUUGAAGCGGCCAGAGGCGCCCGUGCUGCCUGGCGAACCCGCCGUGUUCGAGCUCCUGCUCAAGAAUGACGGUCCCAUGACUUCAGACUUUAACCUGUUCUAUCUGUCGUGGCUGAACCAAGACGGCCUUGAAGUCGUGGCCAACGGACAGGCACUGGAGACGCCACUUGUCUUUGAAGGCUUCCCGGCCAACUCAGCAAGCCACAUUGUCAUCACCGUGAACCAGGGCCCCAACAAGUUCAAGUAUGACCCAGUCGCCAUUGGCUGGCGAUCGCUGUGCGAGGCCGACAGGCACCCCGACAACGGUUACAUCACAGACGAAGUAACGAGCGUGGAGUACGUGUACUUGGAGGCUGAGUUCCUGCAACCGUGCAGCCCGGUGAAGCUCGUUGGCGAGAUUGGCGAGUCUGGCGCGUUCACCCUCAACCAGGAGACGAUGGAGCAGGACUACAAGCCUGGCCAGAUCCGCGUCGUUGCCUUCAACUCGGACCACGCCGAGCGCACGUGGCUGGAGGACGAUCGCCUGGAGAAGGUCGUCAUUGAGUACAAGCCCGCCAACUCGUACGUCUGGCUGCUGGCCCGCGAUGAAAACGGGGAUGCGCUGGACAUUCGCGAGCGCGAGAACGAGUACGGCUACAUAACGUCGUGGUGGGACGCGUCCACGCUGCUUGAGGGCGACUACCACCUCCGCAUCCGCGCGCAGUGCCAGGCGUCCAUCAACGAGAUGCCCGAUGGCAUUGAUGAGCAAGUGUCGUCCAUUGCGCUUGGCGUUGUUGACCGCAGCCCGCCGGUCGUGUUUGGGUUCCCUGAGCCAGCGGAUGGGGAGUUCUUCCCUGGCGACGAGAUGUCGUUCCAGUUCAACGAGGACGUGGAGUGCCGGCAGCCGUUCAUCUUCCAGGUGUCGCUGACGGUGGAGGACUACGACCGCGACUUCAACAACAACAACAUGGUGAUUGUGUGCGAGGGCCGCAAGAUCUCCAUGUCACUUCGCCGCAGGUUCCGCUACGACGAGGUCAACGGCCUCACUGCCACUGUUGUCAUCGAGAACGUCAAGGACCUCAACGACAACUUGAUGGAGUUCCCACCCGAGCACACGUUCCAGUUUGCGGAGCUGAACCUGGCCGAUGCCAGCGUCACGCUGAACGGCCUGGUGCUGGCAGCGCCGUACCAGGACGUGUAUGCCGACACCACGUCGCAGGAGUACGCAGACUUUGCUGGCGUGCUAAAGACGGAGCUGGCCACUAUUGUGGACACGGACCCCUCACGCGUGACCAUCACGGGCAUCUCCCCCGUUGACGCGACCAACUUCGAGGCUGGCAUCACCGUCUCGCUCCGUUUCACGCCUGAAGGAACAGACACAGCAGCUACUGGCCGUCGCCGUCGUGCCACCACUUCGACUGCCACGGAUCUCGCCAGCCUGCUGCAGAGCCGGCUGCAGGAUGCAGCGUACACGGAAUCGCUCUCUGUCCUCAACACUGCCUCGCUGGACGAGGAAGCGACGGUCGACGUGGAGCCGUCCACCGCGGACUUGGCGCAGAACGACGCCGUCAGCGCUGACACCCAAACCUCCGGCGCAGGUGCUGCAGGUGCUUCCGACACAUCGACAUCUGCAUCGACCGGCUCAUCCGCUUCUGGGACCGAUUCGUGGGCGAACAUCAAGCUGGAUAUCGCCAUUGGAAUGCUUGCAGUCGUGCUGUGCAUGCUUGUGAUUCUGCUUGUGAGGGGCCAGUCAAAGGCCGCUGCAUCCUCACCAAAGCGGAUGUCCAGCAUGUUUCCUCUGCGGCUUUCACCCUUUGCCCGAACAAGCUCUCGCGUUUCUCCGUUUGCUGACACUGACACGUGCGAGACUUCCAACGCGUAAGUGGUGGGGAGCAUAUAUAUUCGUCCUGGCCAAUGCUCAGUGAUGGGCAUGUUGACGUCGAACACAUUGCAUACAACCGAAAUGGCGUUCUUGUGCGCCUUCAUGAUCGUUUUCUUUCUGCGCCGAAUGUUGUCAUUUCUAUGUGGUUGGACGUGAUGUGAAUGUCAGCGCUUUCUUCUUGUGCUUCCUGAUUGCAUGGGCUGUGCGACAUGCACGCGUGGUUUGUGUGCUCAGCGAUGAUAGAUGGAUGUCAUGCAUGCAUCGCGUGUUUUAGUGGCUGUUGAGUGAGUCCAUUCUGCUGUCUGGUCCGCGCGUUUGCGCAUUUACAUAGUGCGAAUACACGAACUAUUUGGGA